Molecule: messenger RNA, 1911 nt
Organism: Saccharomyces mikatae IFO 1815
Lineage: Eukaryota; Fungi; Ascomycota; Saccharomycetes; Saccharomycetales; Saccharomycetaceae
Gene: FET3
Product: ferroxidase FET3
Exons: 1
Coding region: 1-1911 (636 amino acids)
Biological process (GO): reductive iron assimilation; cellular response to iron ion starvation
Cellular component (GO): high-affinity iron permease complex
Molecular function (GO): copper ion binding; ferroxidase activity
Source: RefSeq, a predicted model, not a curated record
AUGACUAACGCUUUACUCUCUGUAGUCGUUUUGCUUUUAUCAACGCUCUCGCUGGCGCAAGCGAAGACGCACACAUUUAACUGGACCACUGGAUGGGACUACAGAAACGUUGAUGGGCUUAAGAGUCGUCCUGUUAUCACUUGUAAUGACCAAUUUCCAUGGCCGGAUAUCACGGUCAACAAGGGUGACCGCGUGCAGGUCUACUUGACUAACGGAAUGAACAAUACAAAUACUUCUAUGCAUUUCCACGGUCUAUUCCAAAACGGGACGGCCUCGAUGGACGGUGUACCUUUCUUGACACAAUGUCCUAUCGCGCCAGGCAGUACUAUGCUUUACAAUUUCACCGUGGACGACAAUGUCGGUACGUACUGGUACCACUCACACACGGAUGGUCAAUAUGAAGACGGGAUGAAGGGUCUUUUCAUUAUCAAAGACGACAACUUCCCCUACGAUUAUGAUGAGGAACUUUCUUUGUCUCUUAGUGAGUGGUACCAUGACUUAGUUACGGACUUGACAAAAUCGUUCAUGAGCGUUUACAAUCCUACGGGUGCUGAACCCAUCCCACAGAACUUGAUUGUUAACAAUACGAUGAACCUGACAUGGGAAGUCCAGCCGGAUACCACGUACCUAUUAAGGAUUGUUAAUGUUGGUGGGUUUGUGUCUCAGUACUUUUGGAUCGAAGACCAUGAAAUGACGGUGGUCGAGAUCGACGGUAUUACGACUGAAAAGAACGUUACAGACAUGCUUUACAUUACUGUCGCUCAAAGAUACACGGUGCUAGUUCACACAAAAAACGAAACCGAUAAGAAUUUCGCCAUCAUGCAGAAAUUCGAUGAAACCAUGUUGGAUGUCAUUCCAGGUGAUUUGCAAUUGAAUGCGACUUCGUACAUGGUCUACAAUAAGUCCGCUUCUCUACCCACGCAAAAUUACGUGGAUUCAUUAGAUGAUUUCUUGGACGAUUUCUAUCUGCAACCAUACGAGAAGCAAGCCAUCUAUGGAGAGCCAGAUCAUGUGAUUACCGUUGACGUUGUCAUGGAUAACUUGAAAAACGGUGUGAAUUACGCUUUCUUCAACAACAUUACCUAUACUACACCAAAAGUCCCCACCUUAAUGACCGUUUUGUCUUCAGGCGAUCAAGCGAACAACUCAGAAAUUUAUGGUACAAAUACACACACCUUUAUCUUGGAAAAGAAUGAAAUCGUCGAGAUUGUUCUAAAUAACCAGGACACAGGUACCCAUCCUUUCCAUUUACACGGUCACGCUUUCCAAACCAUUCAGAGAGAUCGUACAUAUGACGAUGCCUUGGGUGAAGUUCCCCAUAGUUACGAUCCGGAUAAUCACCCCGCCUUCCCCGAAUACCCAAUGAGAAGAGAUACUUUGUACGUCAGACCACAAUCCAACUUUGUUAUCAGGUUCAAAGCCGAUAAUCCUGGAGUCUGGUUCUUCCAUUGUCAUAUCGAAUGGCAUUUGUUGCAAGGGUUGGGUCUUGUCCUCGUGGAAGAUCCUUUUGGUAUCCAAGAUGCUCAUUCCCAACAAAUCAGCGAAAACCAUUUGGAAGUUUGCAAAAGUUGCUCUGUUGCUACUGAAGGUAAUGCUGCUGCCAAUGCGGUAGAUUUUACCGACCUAACUGGUGAAAACGUUCAACAUGGUUUGAUUCCUUCUGGUUUUACUAAAAAGGGUAUUAUUGCCAUGACAUUCUCUUGUUUUGCUGGUAUUCUUGGUAUUAUCACCAUUGCGAUUUACGGUAUGAUGGAUAUGGAAGAUGCGACCGAAAAGGUUAUUCGAGACUUGCACGUGGACCCUGAAGUCUUGAUAAAAGACAUUGAUGAGAAUGAAGAACGUCAAGUAAACGACGAUCGUCAUUCAACUGAAAAACAUCACUUUUUAACUAAAGCUAAGAGUUUCUUCUAA